Molecule: messenger RNA, 240 nt
Organism: Colletotrichum abscissum
Lineage: Eukaryota; Fungi; Ascomycota; Sordariomycetes; Glomerellales; Glomerellaceae
Exons: 2
Coding region: 1-240 (79 amino acids)
Source: RefSeq, a predicted model, not a curated record
AUGGCCAGCCAUGAUUCACAAGAUUCACAAGGCUACCACAUCACAGAUUGCCUACAGGCGACUUUGACAUCGCUCGAAGAGGAGACUGAGCGACACAGGCAAAACAUACUCAUAUCAUUGCAAUCCCAAUACAUUGCCCUUCUGGAGGAGAGACUCGAUUUCGAAGAAUCCACGGGGCCUCUCAUUGAGGUCAGCGGUAUCAGAAACGGGACCAAUGAUGAUGACAAGAUUCGCACUUAG